Molecule: messenger RNA, 2466 nt
Organism: Anguilla rostrata (American eel)
Lineage: Eukaryota; Metazoa; Chordata; Actinopteri; Anguilliformes; Anguillidae
Gene: zc3h12aa
Product: endoribonuclease ZC3H12A
Exons: 5
Coding region: 65-2035 (656 amino acids)
Biological process (GO): 3'-UTR-mediated mRNA destabilization
Cellular component (GO): cytoplasmic ribonucleoprotein granule; nucleus
Molecular function (GO): RNA endonuclease activity; mRNA binding
Source: RefSeq, a predicted model, not a curated record
UGUAGCUGCCCCACCCUGUACCCAUCUCUAGACCUUAACCUUCUUUGUUUUGACGAGUGAGCACAUGCUUGUCUGCUUGACACCAGCCACACUGCCCCACCCCAAAUCUCCACCCCCCGGUGAUGCAAUGGACUCUGGCCACGCCCGGCAGGAGGGUCCCGCUCACCCGGCAGCGGGCCCGGAGCAGCAGGACCCCGCCGAAUUCCGGCUGCAGGUGGACUUCUUCCGGAAGCUUGGCUACUCCCAGCGGGAGGUCCGGACGGUCCUGCAGAAGCUGGGCCUGAACUCGGACACCAACGCCGUCCUGGGGGAGCUCAUCCGUAACCAGGCCGACGCCGAGAGGGAACCCGCCGCCCCCCUGCCGCCCGUCCUGGUCCCGCGGACCGGCGGCUCCACCCGGUCCCCCAGCGGCCUGCCCCCCACCCCCCCUCCACAGGACGAGGAGCCCGCGGAGGACGGGUCCCUCAAGCCCAUCGUCAUCGACGGCAGCAAUGUGGCAAUGAGCCACGGCAACAAGGAAGUGUUCUCCUGCCAGGGGAUACAGCUGGCGGUGAACUACUUCCUGGACAGAGGUCACUCCGACAUCACCGUGUUUGUGCCCUCCUGGAGGAAGGAACAGCCCAGGCCAGAUGUACCUAUUACAGACCAGCACGUCCUGCGGGAGCUGGAGAGGAAGAAGAUCGUGGUCUUCACGCCGUCUCGCCGCGUCGGAGGGAAGCGCGUGGUCUGCUACGACGACCGCUUCAUCGUCAAGCUGGCGUACGAGUCCGGCGGCAUCAUCGUGUCCAACGACACGUACCGCGACCUGCAGAGCGAGCGGCCGGAGUGGAAGCGCUGCGUGGAGGAGCAGCUGCUCAUGUACUCCUUCGUCAACGACAAGUUCAUGCCCCCUGAUGACCCGUUGGGUCGACACGGGCCCAGCCUGGAGAACUUCCUGAGGAAGAAGCCGCUCGCCCCGGAACACAAGCGCCCGCCGUGUCCCUACGGAAAGAAGUGCACGUACGGGAUUAAGUGUAAGUUCUACCACCAGGACCGCGCCCACCACUCCCAGCGUUCCCUGGCCGACGAGCUGCGGGCCAACGCCAAGCUCGCCACCCUCAAGGAGGACCGGAGGCCCUCCUCCUCCUCGCCCAAGAAGGCGGGGCCGGGGGAGCCCGCCCUGGCGCCGGCGUCCCCGUCCCUGUCCCUGGAGCAGGAGGUGGAGUUCCGGCUCAGUUUGGAGCAGCGCGGCUCGCCGCAGGGCUGCCACGUCAGCGAGAACGUGCUUCUGCACCGCGCCGGGGGCGGGGCCCACCACGGCCGGAGGCCCGCCCCCAAAAAGGGCCCGGCCGCCAAUCACCACGCCCUGGCCGGCGCUGACUCCGCCUACCUCAGCGGCUCCUCCCAGGAGCGUCUGGACUCGGGCCUGGGCUCCUACGAGAGCCACGGCGACCCCCACGCCGGGCCCUGCUCUUCCUCCUCCUCCUCCUCUUCCUCCUGCUCGUCCUGCAGGUCCCCGCAGCGCUACGUCCGCCCCGGCCACGGCCCGGAGAGGCAGAAUGGCCGCCAGCCCUGCAGCUGCUGCUCUCACCUGGCCCCGCCCACCUGCCCGCACCACUACGGUCAGGGCCCCGCCCCCUGCCAGCCUUGGUCCCCCACCGCCACGUUUGGGGGGCCCCUGUACCCGGCCACCGUCCCGCACCCCUACAGCCUCCCUGCGAGCUUCCCCCGGGUUCACCCGGGCCCCCGCAAGUACUGGUCCGACUCCUACCAGCCCGUCCCCCCGUCCCGCUCAGCCAACAGCCUCCCCGACCAUCUCAGGAUGCCCGCCCCCCCAGAGCACGGCCUCAUGGGAGUCUAUGGAGGAGAGCAGCACCACUGGGGCCCCCCCCACGACCCCUUCCAGGCUGAGAGAGAGGAGGUCCGAAAGAAGUUGCAGGCCAUCUUUCACCCCUGUCAGGUGGACAAGGUCAUGGGCAUGUUCCCCCACGUCCUGGACCCCCAGGCCCUCGCCGCCAAAAUCCUCACGCUGAAGUCCCAGGGUGGAGCACUGUGAAGUGUUUACCCCCCCCCCCCCAGCCCUCUUGCCUCGUUUUGCCAUCUUACCCUCAGGUUGCUUGUUGGAACCUUUGGAGGAAGCGGCUCAUUUGCAUAAACGUUGCUUGCCAUUCUUGCCAUGCUUCAGUUGGAUGUUGUUGUUGUGGUUGUUGUUACUGGUGUUGCUAGGUGUGCCCUGUUCGAGAUAUCCCGUACCAGUCGUCUUUUCGGAUGUUUCUGGGGAGUGCGGCACGCAGUAGUUCCUUUUCUUUUUCUUCUUUUUUAAAUGCAAGCACGGGGAAGUCUUUGUGUUUGCAAAUACCGCCACCUUGUUUUUAGUAUAACAAUACAGGCUUCCAUUGCAUAUUUGUAUGCUGACUUUUUUUUCCAAUGCAAACUUGUCAAAUUUGAGGACUUCACCACAACUGUCAAUGCAUGAAAUUUAUCAUC